AUGGUUGGACCAUCGAGCAUUCUGGGUUCGUCUGUGACGACUGCCCAGAAAAACACAUAUGCACAACAAUAUGCCGGGAGGACGAGUUUAGAUCAACCUGGGGGGUUGCAACCACCGGGUCAAAAUGGCUCGCGAAUGGCCUCAAGCUCGACAGCCGCAUUUGCGCCUCGUGGUUCCUCUCUCGCGCCAUCCCCCGCCCCGGGAAGCUUCAGCUCGACAAUGCGUAGCCAAAUGCCACGGCAAGCUUCGGCUCUCGAUACAAAUGUUUCCAUGGUAAACUUGGAGCGAUUGGACGAAGAUGAUAGUACGACGCCGGUCAAGAUAUUGUCGAAUUUACGCGAAAUGCUGAGUAGGGAAAUGAAAAUAAAAGAGGGCAGUGAGAACAUGUUGGAGGCGCUGAAUACGAAGAAAGCAAAGCAGACGAAAGAGCAAAGGCAAAGGGUGGAAGCGGAGUUGAAUAUAUCCAACCAGAAGAUCAGAGAUUUGAGAUUGAAAAUUACGGAAAUGCAAAAGCCUAAACCACCCACCACUCCUACGCGCAGUCGAAUGGAUGCUCUCUUCCAAAGUAACGGUGUGAGGUCACCUCCAAGUGCUUCUAAAAGUAUGGGAGGCUCAGAAGCAGCAGAUGAGCCUACAGAGUCGCCAACGUAUGUCUUAGCUGAAAUAUUACAAGCUCUAGAGGUGGAAGGUCUCACUCCGGAUUACUACGUUGGUCAUGCAAACGAUCUGGUUGAGCUCUUCAAGCGUCACCCCACCUUGAAGUAUGAUCUAGUCUGGUCAGUAUUUGGCUUGAGAAUGCAAGUUAUGCUUCUGAGUGGGAGUCGAGAGGUUGUAGCUGCAGGAUAUCGCAUGACAAGAUAUGCAAUUUCGGAUGUCAGCUCUUUACAAAAGAUUCGUAGCCUAAAUACUGAUAAUCUUGUUGUCGUGUCACUCAUCAAGAAGGGAACUUCUGACGUGGAAAGAGAGCAGGCCUUGAAGUUCAUCCGAGCAUUUCUAGAUGUAAAAGACGGCAUAAAAGAAGUCUCUAGGGCUGUGGUAAGAACUAUAGCUUCAGUUGCAGAUCAUGAGGAGGAUCGACUCAAAGCUAUCUGCAUAGAGACACUUGCGGAGAUCAUGGUCCGCGAUCCAGGUCUUGUCGUUGCCUCUGGUGGCCUCAGACCUCUUGCCGAUGCCCUAGGCGAUGGUACUUACGACGCCUCGGAGAGUUUAACAGCAGCUUUUUUGUUUUUGCUUGAUUCUCCUCAUAGACGCCAGUAUUUGCGAUCGGGUUAUGAGCUAGAAAUCCUCUUUACUUCUUUCACCGACUCACUAUUUGUGAAAGAAGAAAUUUUGAAGCAAAACUCGAAGGCUAUUUCAUAUGCUAUGAAUUCAUGGCCUGGUCUUAUGACAUUGUCUAUGUACGACUUCAGAGCUAUCAAAUCCCUAAUAUCAUGCUUGAUCCUCCCCAAUCCCAUUGUACGCGAGACUGUCAUAGAUAUGCUUUAUGGAAUCUUGCGCAUCAAGUCUCCUUUUUGGGCAACCUCUUUCCUCGCUGGUAGACGUCUCACUACAUAUGGAAGAGUUGCAAACCUCAAAACAGCACCGGCAAAGGCAUCGGCACAGUCAGCGACCGAUGAUGAAUCGGGCGAUAAAAGCUUCGUCGAUCAUUACACAGCGCUUCUACUAGCAGUGCUAAUAAAUGCCGGCAUGGUUGAAGGAUUGUUGCAGGUAACCUCAGAUACUGAUAAUGCGAUGUUGAAGCGAAAAACUACUCUGCUCAUUGGAGAAACCUUGAAGCUUGCGAGUCAACUAUUACCAUCAAGUUGGAGUGCCGAGCUUCAGUUACUCCCCGGAUUGUUCGCUGCUGCAUCUCAGUUCGGGAGCGAUGGUCGAAUUGUGGCCACUAGCACGGUAUAUCAGAUUAGCAGUGUGAGUCGGACAUUGUAUAGAUCAGCUCCAUCCAUCUCGACAACUCUUUCGAUAAAUAAUAGUCACGAUAACUUGUCAAGCUUAGGAGACCAGCCUAAAAGUAAUCCUAACGUCUCGUUUGAUGAAACAACAUUCAGGCAGCUAUUGGUUGAAUCUCAAGUUUUGGCCAGCACAAAUCCUAUUAAGUGGAAGUGGGACAUUAUCUUGCGAAUUAUCGAGGGCCCGCUUACAAACGGCAAGCGGCUAGAUGAAGCUGUGAAAGCCUCAAAGUUCAUCAAAAGAAUAAUGAGUUUCUAUCGGCCGUUCAAGUACAAGUUUUCUGAAGUUAGAAACACAAGAAUAAAUCAAAAAUAUAUCAAGGUCGGUUGUGCACUCAUGCACACUCUCCUCCAGACCGUGGAAGGAGUCAAAUACUUGGCGGACAACAAGCUACUCAGACAAAUUGCAGAAUGUCUUGCUCAAUGUGACCCGACGAGUGGCCUCACCGCUUCUCAACCAACAUUCUCAAAAGAAAGACUUUCAGAAACUCUUGCAUGUGGCUAUUUUGCUAUGCUUGGAACUCUGACUGGCGAUCCAAAAGGGUUGCAAAUGCUCGAUCGUUGGCGAAUGAUCAAUAUGAUGUAUCACAUAAUCGAUUUGAAGCAACGUCCCGACUUGAUUAGGCUACUGUUAUCAAACUUUGACUAUAAUUUACCGGGACACCCGAGAGUCCUCUUAUCUAAGGCUCUGACUGCAGGAUCCAAGGAGAUUCGUAUACAUGCGACGAACGUUCUACGGAAAUAUUCAAGUCGAGCCACAGGGACCACCGACUAUAAAUGGGCAAUCGAGCUUUUAGUCACCCAACUUUACGAUCCAGAGGUUGAAGUCUGUGCAACUGCUAUCAAGAUUCUUGAGGAAGCUUGUAAUAGGAAGAGCUACCUCGAAUUUAUUGUGGAGUGUCGUCCAGCUCUAGACCAUUUGGGAGAAAUCGGUGCUCCAUUACUACUACGUUUCCUUUCCACGUCAAUUGGAUAUCAUUAUUUGGAUGGACUGGAUUAUAUCAGCAAUGAAAUGGACGAUUGGUUCCUAGGACGAAAUGAUAGUUAUGUAGGAGUUAUCGAGGCAAGCUUGGCAAGAUCCUUUGUAGAAAUGCCCGAAGAAUCUUCAAAUAGGAUGAGUAUGGACGAAGAUAGCUUUGACCUCGAGGGCGAAAACGAUGCACAAGUUCCUCCUCACUUCUACAGAGAACUCACCCGUACAAAAGAAGGCUGCAAACUUCUUCAAGAUAAAGGACAUUUUGAAGAAUUUGCUUGCACUAUCCGUGAAUAUGGUAUGCUAGCCGAUGAUCCAGAACUCAUUCUCAAAAUCAAAGGAUGUCUUUGGGCAGUUGGAAACGUAGGAUCAAUGGAGCUAGGUGCACCCUUCCUAGAAGAAUCAGAUGUCGUCGAACAAAUCGUCAAGAUUGCUGAAGAACACCAAAUCAUGAGUCUACGCGGUACCGCAUUUUUUGUUUUGGGGCUCAUUUCGCGCAGUCGACAUGGACUUGAGAUUCUUUCUGAACAUGGGUGGGAUUCAAAUACUACCUCUCUAGGUGUCUCACUCGGCCUCUGCAUUCCUCAGAACCUGAACAAAUUUUUCUCCUACCAACCUUGGGAACACAAAACAAUCUCCGACAUAGUAAUCACAGAUGAAGAAAAAAUCGAAAUCGACAAAGCGAGAGUAGAUGAUCGGGACAUAAAUCAACGUAUCCUAGAAUUGGUGGAAAAUCUAGGAAAUAUGAUAUUGCAUAAAAAGGCAAUUGGGGAGCUGAUACAAAUCAAGGAGAAUCAAGGGGAUGCAUUUAAACAGGUGGGGCUCUUCAAAAAAGUUAUGGUACUGUUGGAAUAUCAUCAUUUCAGAUUGCCGAUGAGGAGGUUCGUUAUUGAACUUUUCGAGAAGAGGGUUCUUAGACGCAUUGUGCUGGAUGAGGAUAGUGAUGAUGAAGUAGAGAUGGGAGUGGGUAUGGGAGGGAGGGAAGGAGCGGGGAGGGAAAUGGGGGGAAGAGAGAUGGAGAGAGUACAAAGAGGUCCAAGACACGAAGAAGAUAGUGGGAGCGAAGGCGUAAGAACAGAGCGUCAGAGAAGUGUUACGGAUAUUAGAGUGGUGGGAAAUGAAGCGAAUAAUGCUUCGAUUUGA
This is a messenger RNA of Botrytis byssoidea, 4062 nucleotides long. RefSeq lists its product as uncharacterized. Gene Ontology annotation, cellular component: TORC2 complex. Gene Ontology annotation, biological process: TORC2 signaling. NCBI's taxonomy places the organism in Eukaryota, Fungi, Ascomycota, Leotiomycetes, Helotiales, Sclerotiniaceae. The record is from RefSeq and is a predicted model, not a curated record. Bases 1 to 4062 code for a protein of 1353 amino acids. The transcript has 3 exons.